ACUCAACUCCACAUUUCCAAAUUUAAACCAUCACGAUGAAUUACAUCUGCUCAUUUUCUCGAUCUUCGUAGAAAUGAACCCUUCACUCUCGAAUAUCACCUCCACAUCGGCCAUUCCUGUGCCCAAUGCUCACAAUGACCAUAACAGCACCAUAUCCACUGCCUGCACAGAGUACUUUGACCCGCUCACAAGUUCUCCUACCCCCAGAUAUAUCGUCCCUCACGGAGUAACCCCCCAGAACCGGAACUGUACCUAUAUGAAGGAGAACAUUCUUCCCUCCGCACAAGGCACCGCCAUCGUCAUCGGGAAGGGCUCUCCCGAAAGUCCUUUCUCUUGCGGUGAGCUCAUCUGGAGAGAGCGUGCGACCUAUGGUAUCUACUCUGUCGACAUGAUCUCAAGCAAUAUCCGCGGCCAUGUCACGGGCUUCUUCUUGAUCGCGAACGGAAUAUCGGAGAUUGAUGUGGAGCUCACGGGACUGGAUGCCAAAGUCGGGUACCUGAAUAUCUGGAAGGGGUCGAAGCAGAACCCUGUCAAGGUCCCGCUUGGGUUUGAUGCGUCCGAGGGCUGGCACAGGUAUGCGAUCGAGUGGCGGGAGGAUUUAGUUGCGUGGUACAUUGAUGGCCAGAUGGUCCUGAAGCGAUCAGAUAUCGAGACGGCGGACCCGGAGAAGACGACGUAUAAGCUGGUAUUGAAUUCGUGGACGCAUAAUGUCGAAGAUAGGUGGGCGGGGAAAUUUGUGUGGCCAAGCAACGUGGACAUUGUCCAGAGUCAAUUUCGGAACUUGAUGUACACGCCAUAAGGCGAGGGCGACGU
Molecule: messenger RNA, 813 nt
Organism: Gamsiella multidivaricata
Lineage: Eukaryota; Fungi; Mortierellomycota; Mortierellomycetes; Mortierellales; Mortierellaceae
Product: concanavalin A-like lectin/glucanase domain-containing protein
Exons: 1
Coding region: 74-799 (241 amino acids)
Biological process (GO): carbohydrate metabolic process
Molecular function (GO): hydrolase activity, hydrolyzing O-glycosyl compounds
Source: RefSeq, a predicted model, not a curated record